Fusarium odoratissimum NRRL 54006 is the source of this 2129-nucleotide messenger RNA. Its product is annotated as dihydroxyacetone kinase. The coding region runs from base 248 to 1987 and encodes 579 amino acids. The transcript has 2 exons. Lineage: Eukaryota; Fungi; Ascomycota; Sordariomycetes; Hypocreales; Nectriaceae. Gene Ontology annotation, cellular component: cytosol. Gene Ontology annotation, molecular function: ATP binding; glycerone kinase activity. The record is from RefSeq and is a predicted model, not a curated record. Gene Ontology annotation, biological process: glycerol catabolic process.
CCGCGAUUCCCCCACUUGAGCUCGGUAUGGGCUUCCAUUCAUCCAUCCUUCAUCGCUUGAAUACAGCCAGCAUAACCUCACCUGAUUGCCACUUCCAUAGUGGCGGUUAUCUUGGCAGCUGGUACUUAAGAAGCUUGAAUCACUCAGAAAUCAGACCCAAUUGAUCAAUAAUAUCUUCUUAAUUAAGAACCAUUUCAUCUCAUCUCGAUAAUACUGGUUGACCAUCUCGCUCCAUCCGUCCACUACCAUGUCAGCCAAACACUUUGUCAACGACCCAACCCACCUCGUCUCCUCAGCUCUCCAUAGUCUCACCCUCACCAAUCCGUCGCUCGCCCUAGAUCCAGACUUCAAAGUCAUCUAUCGUCGUCCUGAUUCCAAUGCCAAAGCACAAGUGUCCAUUAUCUCAGGUGGUGGCUCCGGCCAUGAGCCCUCCUUCGCCGGCAUGGUGGGCCAAGGCAUGCUCUCCGCAGCUGUAGCUGGAACCAUCUUCGCAUCUCCCUCAGCAGAACAAAUACGUACAGCAAUUACCUCUCGUGUCGAUACGUCAAAAGGCGUCCUGGUCACCGUAAUGAACUAUACCGGUGACGUCCUCAACUUUGGUAUGGCUGUUGAAAAGGCCAAGGCUGCAGGGCUUGAGGUUGAGAUGGUGGUUGUUGGCGACGAUGUUGGUGUUGGUCGUGCAAAGGCCGGAAAAGUUGGACGUCGUGGAAUUGCAGGUACAGUUCUCGUUCACAAAAUCUCAGGUGCCCUCGCAGCUCUAGGAAAGCCACUUGAUCAGGUUGCCAAAUAUGCACAACUGACAGCAGACAACCUCGUCAGUGUGGGCGCCAGUCUUGAACAUGUGCAUGUUCCUGGGCGAAAGGUCGAUACAGAGGGCAGUCUUGCGGCAGACGAGGUGGAGCUGGGAAUGGGUAUUCACAAUGAACCCGGCUCUGGCCGUGAGAAGGCUGAACUACCUGAUCUCGUAAGUAAAAUGCUCAAGCAAUUACUCGACACCGCAGACAAGGAUCGAGCUUUUGUGGACGUUAAUUCCAGAGAAGUUGUUCUCAUGAUCAACAACCUGGGAGGAGUCAGCGUUCUUGAGCUGGGCGGCAUCACUGCAGAAGUUGCGAGUCAGCUUGAGUCAAAUUACAGUAUCCGGCCCGUGAGAAUACUCAGUGGAACAUUCAUGACCAGUCUGAACGGUCUCGGCUUCAGCAUUUCCCUUCUUAAUGUGGUUUCGCCUGAUUUCGAAGCUCCAAGCAUGAUUGAAUUGCUUGAUGCUCCCAGUGAGGUGGUUGGAUGGUCCGCACCCGUUCAGGCCGGCACCUGGAAAACCAAGAAUACCAAUACAAGAACAGGCCGCGCUGGUGCUACAGGGGAUAUCAAGCCUAGUGGUUUAAAAACAGACCCUAGUGCCGCGCAAGCAGUAUUGAAGAAGGGCCUGCAAAAAGUGAUUGAUGCCGAGCCAGAGGUCACCCAUUACGAUACCAUCGUCGGAGAUGGCGAUUGUGGAAUCGGGUUGAAACGAGGCGCUGAAGCAAUCCUUAAGCACAUUGACGAGCAACCUCUUACCGGCGACGUUGUGGUGGAUCUCUCGUCAAUCGUAACAAUCGUGGAAACAGCCAUGGAUGGAACCUCUGGGGCUCUAUAUGCCAUCUUCCUCAACGCCUUGGUUCAUGCUCUUCGUGAGCUGUCACCCGGCACGGCCUCGCCCGAAGUCUGGGCCAAGGCCCUCAAGAUGAGUAGCGAUGCUUUGGCUAAGUACACGCCUGCUCGUCCUGGAGAUCGGACGUUGGUCGACGCCCUUCAUCCCUUCGUGGAAGCUCUCAACCAGACAGGAGACGUCAAGAACGCAGCUGACGCAGCACUGGAGGGGGCUAAUAAGACCAAGGGUAUGCAAGCCAGCCUGGGUCGGACGGUCUAUAUCGGAGGUAGUGGCUAUCAGGAGGUUCCCGAUCCUGGAGCCUGGGGAUUGGCCAGCUUCUUCCUGGGCUUGAGCAGUUAGGCAGUCUUACGACCUCUGCCUCUGCCUCGAGGUCGAAGAUGGAGAUGUAAGCCAGUAAGGUCGAGAUACUCGGCAGUGUGCAAAUAUUGAUAACACGUGUAAUGAACAAAUAUGGUAUGCGAAAAUCAACAUGUUUUCAACG